Electrophorus electricus (electric eel) is the source of this 2462-nucleotide messenger RNA. RefSeq names its product arylsulfatase family, member J (gene arsj). The record is from RefSeq and is a predicted model, not a curated record. Lineage: Eukaryota; Metazoa; Chordata; Actinopteri; Gymnotiformes; Gymnotidae. Gene Ontology annotation, molecular function: sulfuric ester hydrolase activity.
AGCUGUGAAAGAAGCAACAAGAUGCAGUUUCAAUAUCAGCUUUGAUUUUCUCGAUAGUUAAGCAAACAAGUAAAGCGAAUGGUUUGACUGCUGAAACACGAGCUCCGAGGCGACGAUGUUUGUUCUCGGGGUUUUGACUGGAUUUUAUCUCUGCAGCAUAGCAAGCUCUACCUAUGGAACAUGGGCAAAUAACUUAUACUCGAAUUCACUAAAUCAUGCGAAUGAAGUGGACAAACCCUCUUCCCAGCCGCAUAUAAUUUUUAUCAUGGUCGACGACCAAGGCUUUCGAGACGUGGGAUAUCACGGGUCCGAAAUCAAGACCCCGACACUGGAUUGGCUCGCUGCAACAGGAGUCAAACUGGAAAACUACUAUGUGCAGCCUCUGUGUAGCCCUUCCCGGAGUCAGUUUAUGACCGGCAGGUACCAAAUACACACUGGACUCCAGCACUCCAUCAUCCGCCCCACACAGCCCAACUGCCUCCCCCUGGAGAACGUCACCCUCCCUCAAAAGCUGAAGAGUGCGGGCUACUCUACUCACAUGGUGGGCAAGUGGCACCUCGGCUUCUACAAGCGCGGCUGCAUGCCCACUCAGCGUGGCUUCGACACUUUCUUCGGCUCUCUGUUGGGCAGCGGUGACUAUUACAGCCACUACAAAUGCGACAGUCCUGGCAUGUGUGGCUAUGACCUUCACGAAGGAGAAGAGGCGGCCUGGGAGCAGGACCAAGGCAUUUACUCCACCAGCAUGUACACUCAGAAGGCGUUGAGUGUCCUUGCCUCCCACAACCCCAAAAGGCCCAUCUUCUUGUACCUGGCAUUCCAGGCCGUGCAUUCUCCACUGCAGGUUCCAGCUCGUUAUCUGGAGCGCUACAAAUCCAUUCCAAACCAGCAACGUCGCAAGUAUGCCGCCAUGGUCAGCUGCUUAGAUGAGGCCAUGCGCAACUUAACCCUCGCACUCAAGCGCUAUGGCUACUAUGACAACAUGGUCAUGGUGUACUCUUCGGACAAUGGGGGCCAGCCUCUGGCAGGGGGCAGCAACUGGCCACUGAGAGGUAGCAAAGGGACCUACUGGGAGGGAGGAAUACGGGCAGUGGGCUUCGUGCACAGCCCCCUGCUGACAAAGAGGAGAACUCGCUGCCGGGCCUUGAUCCACAUCACUGACUGGUACCCAACGCUUGUAACGCUUGGGGAAGGUACACUGGACGAAAACCAGAGCCUGGAUGGCUACGAUGUCUGGGAGUCAAUCAGUGAAGGGCGUCCCUCACCACGACACGACAUUCUCCACAACAUUGACCCUAUCUUCACCAAAGCCAAAAAUGGCUCCUGGAAAGCUGGCUAUGGGAUCUGGAACACAGCUGUCCAGGCUGCCCUUCGCGUCGGUGACUGGAAGCUCCUGACAGGCGUUCCAGGCUACAGCGACUGGGUCCCACCACAGACCUUCUCUACACUCCAGUUAGCUAACCGCUGGCACAACGAGCGUGUGCGCUGGGACAGAGGGAAGUCCGUGUGGCUCUUCAACAUCACGGCAGACCCUUUUGAGCGUGUGGACCUGUCAAGGCGCUAUCCGCACAUAGUGAAGCGGAUGCUCCUCCGACUUUUGCAGUACAACAAGACAGCAGUACCAUGCCGCUAUCCGCCCAAGGACUACCGCUCCAAUCCUCAAUACAAUGGAGGGGUCUGGGGACCUUGGCACUCAGAUGAUGACAAAGAGGAGGAUGAAAGUGACAACAGUCUUUUCAGUCAUUUAGGGAAUAUGAAAAGUAAGAAGAAUAUGAAACAGAAAGGGAAGCUUAAAGGAAAGGCCUAAGAAUUCUUUGUUGUUCAUUUGCUUUGAGUUUAGUUUUAUACUUUUAAAGACCCACCAUCUCAGGGACUGACAGACAGACUCAAUCCGUUCACAUGGUCAAUAUCACUGAUAGAGUUUUAUAUUUAGUUUUACCUCUAGAUGGAUAUUUUAUAUGUAAGCAAAAAGGAACCAGUAACUUGCCAUUGUGGAUCUUGUUCUUAGAAAGUAACCCACUUUAAACACUGAUGUGCUCAACUAAGACUCUGAACAAUGAUCGGAGCAUAAAAGAAUAUUUAUUUUUACAUACUUUAUUGCAUGUGUAGCUUUUUAUUUCUUUUUUCACAUUAGUUUUUGGUUUGUAAUGAUAGGUAAAAAUAUAUUUAGUUUACAGAUGUUGAAUUUGUGAUAAACUAUUCAAAUGAGAAAUUCUAUGCUGUAUAUAAUCAAAAGAAAUUUAGUUAAAAUCAAAAUAAAAUUUAGUUUAAAUCAAAAUAAAAUAAAACACAACAAUGUCAGACAAAUGUCAUAGUGAAUACAAAAUGUUUUGUUUUCCUGAAAUCAGACUCUGAAAUUUAUUUGAAAGAUUUUUGUCUUUUGUCUUGAUGUAAUUUUGUUUUAUGUGGUCCAAUGCCAGCUAAACUUGAAUGUAAACCAAUAAAAGACAAAUGUGAACUCUUAA